CCUCGGACCAUGUACCAGGACUACCCCGGGAACUUCGACACCUCCUCCAGAGGCAGCAGCGGCUCCCCGGGACAUCCCGAGACCUACUCCAGCGGCGCAGCCCAGCAGAAAUUUCGAGUAGAUAUGCCAGGAUCAGGCAGUGCUUUUAUCCCUACAAUCAACGCCAUCACGACUAGCCAAGACCUGCAGUGGAUGGUCCAGCCCACUGUCAUCACCUCCAUGUCAAGCCCUUACUCUCGUUCGCACCCCUACAGCCAUCCGCUGCCCCCGCUGUCUUCAGUGGCCGGACACACGGCCCUUCAGCGACCUGGUGUGAUCAAAACCAUCGGGACCACGGUGGGCCGGAGACGAAGAGACGAGCAGCUGUCGCCCGAAGAAGAAGAGAAGCGAAGGAUCCGGAGAGAGAGGAACAAGCUGGCAGCUGCUAAGUGUCGUAACAGGCGUCGAGAGCUAACAGAGAAACUCCAGGCGGAAACUGAAGUGUUGGAGGAGGAGAAGUCAGUGCUGCAAAAGGAGAUCGCUGAGCUCCAGAAGGAGAAGGAGAAGCUGGAGUUUAUGCUGGUGGCUCACAGCCCUGUGUGCAAAAUCAGCCCUGAGGAACGUCGGAGCCCACCAUCCAGCAGCCUCCAGAGCGCUCGGACUGGAGCAAGCGGAGCGGUGGUGGUGAAGCAAGAGCCUGUGGAGGAAGAGAUCCCAUCUUCCUCUUUGGUCCUUGACAAAGCCCAGAGGUCUGUCAUUAAGCCCAUCAGCAUUGCUGGAGGUUUUUAUGGGGAGGAGGCACUCAACACUCCCAUCGUGGUGACCUCAACACCAGCCAUCACUCCUGGCUCCUCCAACUUGGUGUUCACCUACCCCAACGUGUUGGAUCAGGAGUCUCCUCUCUCCCCAUCUGAGUCCUGCUCCAAAGCUCACCGGAGGAGCAGCAGCAGCGGUGACCAGUCCUCGGAUUCCUUGAACUCUCCCACCUUGCUGGCGUUGUAAUCCCCCUGCGGCCCCCAAUUUUGCCAGUGUGUUACACCCCCCCCAGCACCAUGGGGGGAGCCCCCCUCCAUGGGAUUAGACACAGGCACAGUAUCGUUCAAGCACAAGGGCAGCAAGAACAAGGAUGGGGAAGUGCUGCAGCUCCAGGAAGGAGAGUGAGGACCAACACCAGCUCCCUGGAGGCAGGAAACGGCAAGGGUGGGACUGACGCACCAGGACUAUUUGGAGAGGGUGAUGUCCCCUCUGUAGGGACCGCCUACGGAAACCUCUUCACGGCCGUAGUGGACUUGGGGAGCACUCCCGGCCAGGACUGAAGGCGAGCUGCAGACAGUUGCUAGUCGUCCCUUUCCUUUGUGAAUUGAUCUGAUCGGUUGUGCUCUGUGUUUAGAUCAUUCUGGUUAGUUGAUCUUACAACUUCUCUCUUUCCCUCUCUCUCUCUCUGCGCUUAUCAUUUCCAAUGUUGUCAAUCCCAUGACAUUUCAUCCAGUUGCUCUGAACUCUAAAGGCUUGGUAGGAUCUUUCCUCUUGGGACAGGGUGUGGGAAACACGUAGGGUUGCCCAGGCAGGAGGGGGAUGGCUGGGAGGUCCGGAAG
Messenger RNA from Gymnogyps californianus (California condor), 1574 nucleotides. It is a transcript of the gene FOSL2, whose product is annotated as FOS like 2, AP-1 transcription factor subunit. Bases 10 to 981 code for a protein of 323 amino acids. Gene Ontology annotation, molecular function: RNA polymerase II cis-regulatory region sequence-specific DNA binding; DNA-binding transcription factor activity, RNA polymerase II-specific. The record is from RefSeq and is a predicted model, not a curated record. The transcript has 4 exons. Gene Ontology annotation, biological process: regulation of transcription by RNA polymerase II. Lineage: Eukaryota; Metazoa; Chordata; Aves; Accipitriformes; Cathartidae. Gene Ontology annotation, cellular component: nucleus.